Messenger RNA from Paramecium pentaurelia, 789 nucleotides. NCBI's taxonomy places the organism in Eukaryota, Ciliophora, Oligohymenophorea, Peniculida, Parameciidae. The record is from the annotation of a GenBank genome assembly.
AUGCUUAAUUUAAAAAAGCAUUCUGAAUAAGAUGUGGACUCUUUAAUUGAGUCUAUGCUUAGAUUGAUUGAAUAUAUGAAUAAUAACCCUGCUAUAAAACGUUAGAUUUUUCAAUCUUUCAAUUAAGAAGACUUAGAAAAAAUUUUGAACAAUUUGAAUGAGAAAAAAAACAUUUUUCUAAGGAAAGUUUCUUGCAUAUUUUUAUGUAUUGUGCUAUAGAAUGAAGACAAUUGUUAAAAUUUUAUGAAAUUUUGUGAUCUACUUCCAAUCAAUUCCAAGUUAGCACUGAAUGGUAUCCCUGAAUAAUUGAGUUAGUACAUAUCUAGUGAUUUAUUAUUAAAGCUAAAUUAGGCUUAGCCUUCUGAAAAUAGUUUAUGUUGGUUUUAUACUUUAUAAAUGGCAAAGGAAAAGAUACCAAACUUAGCAUAUUUUUAACUUAAUUCAAAGGAAUUGAAAAAAUAAAUUAAUGAUUUUGUAGAUCCAUCAGAAUGCAUGAUUGGAAUCAUUUAUAGAAAAUCACCCUCAAAAACUCCUUAAACAGAGACUUAAAACUGGAGCAAUAGAAAUGAACAUAAUCAUAAAAUGAGCAUCUCUCCUGUAAGCAAAUAAAUGGCUUCUUUGAUAUUACCAUUAAAAGAAAUAAACAAUCCAAAAUAUUAUUAGAAAUAUGUAGCAAAAUCUUUCAAUCAACAAUAAUGCAAGAACUUACUUUCUAAUACUGCAAGAACAGAAAAUUCUUAAGAGAAGCAUAAAACAAGAUUAGAAAUUUUUAAGAAUAAAUUUUAAUGA